UCCUCUUCCUCUGUAUUUCUCCAGGUUUUCCUCCAUCUCUUAAAUCUCUCAGAGCUUUCAAAGCCAUAGAAACCCCAUCCUCUCCUUCACCUCCCAUUCCUGGAUAAACAGAUUACGUCUUUGGAGACCUCCACGUCCUCUUCUUCAUCUUCUUACCACCAUUGUCUGAUUCUCUGUUUGCUCUGAAGAAUCUUCUGUCAGAUCUGCAUCUCAUUUCUUUCCUUAUAUAUUAAUCAUAUAUAAUAUGCCUAUUUAGCUGUAAGCAUUGUCUCUGUGAAAAGUUUGCACUUUUUUCGUUUUCUGUUCUCUUUUCCUUGAUAAAAAUCCGACCUUUUUGGCUGAGAAAGCUCUCAGCUUUGGGCCAUGGAUCGUGCCCGGAGAGUCGCCGGCCGUUGUCUCGUCCGCCGCCUCCUCUCCAACCGCCAUGGCCAUCCACAACCUCUCCCUUCAACCACUCGCUACAUCUCCUCCCUCUCUGGCUCCAUCUUCCCCAACUAUUCCUUUCCCCGGAUCCCUUCCGAUCAUUUCCGCCAUGGCAACGGCCACCAAGCUCGGUUCAUCUCCGUUGAAGCUCUCCAACCAUCCGACACCUUCCCGCGCCGCCACAACUCUGCCACUCCAGAGGACAAGAUCCGCAUGGCUGAGUUCUGUGACCACUCCUCCCUUGAUUCCCUCAUCGACGCCACUGUCCCCAAGUCCAUCCGCAUCUCUUCCAUGACCUUCCCCAAGUUCGACGCCGGGCUCACCGAGUCCCAGAUGAUCUCUCACAUGCAGUACCUCGCCUCCAAGAACAAGCUCUUCAAGUCCUUCAUCGGCAUGGGCUACUAUGGCACCCUCGUCCCUGCCGUCAUCCUCCGCAACAUCAUGGAGAACCCGGGUUGGUACACCCAGUACACUCCUUACCAAGCCGAGAUUGCCCAAGGUCGCCUUGAAUCCCUCCUCAACUUCCAAACCAUGAUCUCCGAUCUCACAGCCCUCCCCAUGUCCAACGCUUCUCUCCUUGAUGAAGGCACCGCCGCUGCCGAAGCCAUGGCCAUGUGCAACAACAUCCAGAGAGCUAAAAAGAAGACCUUUUUAAUCGCCUCCAAUUGCCAUCCCCAAACCAUUGAUGUUUGCCGCACCCGAGCUGAAGGUUUUGACCUCAAGGUCGUCGUUAAGGAUCUCAAAGACUUCGAUUAUCGCUCAAAUGAUGUUUGUGGUGUCUUAGUUCAGUACCCAGGCACUGAAGGAGAGAUCUUAGACUAUGAGGAGUUCAUUAAGAAUGCUCAUGCUCAUGGUGCCAAGGUUGUCAUGGCCACAGACUUGUUGGCUCUCACUGUCUUGAAGCCGCCUGGUGAGUUGGGGGCAGACAUUGUCGUCGGCUCUGCGCAGAGGUUCGGUGUGCCGAUGGGUUAUGGAGGACCACAUGCUGCCUUCUUGGCUACUUCACAGGAGUAUAAGAGGAUGAUGCCUGGAAGAAUCAUCGGUGUUAGCAUGGACUCCACCGGAAAGCCUGCGCUUCGAAUGGCAAUGCAGACCCGGGAGCAGCAUAUUCGCCGCGACAAGGCCACCAGCAACAUUUGCACUGCUCAGGCAUUGCUUGCAAAUAUGGCUGCAAUGUAUGCAGUGUAUCAUGGACCUGAAGGUCUGAAGGCUAUUGCCGAGAGAGUGCAUGGUCUUGCAGGGGUGUUUGCUCUGGGACUGAAGAAAUUGGGAACUGUUACUGUCCAAGAUCUUCCUUUCUUCGACACCGUGAAGGUCUCUGUUGCCGAUGCGAAGGCAAUUGCUGAUGCUGCUUAUAAGGAAGAGAUCAACUUGAGGAUUGUGGAUUCGAACACUGUAACGGUGGCUUUUGAUGAAACUACAUCCAUUGAGGAUGUGGAUAAAUUGUUCAAAGUCUUCUCUAGUGGCAAGCCUGUGAGCUUCACUGCAGCAUCUAUUGCGUCGGAAGUUCAGAGUCCUAUUCCAAGUGAGCUUGCAAGACAGAGCCCAUAUUUGACACAUUCAAUUUUCAACUCAUACCAUACCGAACAUGAGCUGCUCAGGUACCUCCAUAGAUUACAAACCAAGGAUCUCUCAUUGUGCCACAGCAUGAUUCCUCUUGGCUCCUGCACGAUGAAGUUGAAUGCUACUGUGGAGAUGAUGCCUGUGACUUGGCCCAAUUUUGCUAAUAUCCACCCAUUUGUCCCUCUUGAUCAAGCUCAGGGUUAUCAGGAAAUGUUUGAUGACUUGGGCAAACUCUUAUGCACUAUCACGGGAUUCGAUUCUUUCUCCCUACAACCAAAUGCUGGUGCUUCUGGAGAGUAUGCGGGGCUGAUGGUUAUUCGCGCAUACCACAAAUCACGAGGAGACCAUCAUAGAAAUGUCUGCAUUAUACCUGUCUCUGCUCACGGAACCAAUCCGGCUAGUGCAGCUAUGUGUGGCAUGAAAAUAGUUGCCGUCGGAACUGAUUCCAAGGGUAACAUUAACAUCGAAGAACUGAGAAAAGCCGCUGAAGCAAAUAAGGAAAAUUUAUCAGCCUUGAUGGUUACCUACCCAUCAACUCAUGGAGUCUACGAAGAAGGAAUUGAUGAAAUCUGCAAGAUAAUUCAUGACAAUGGUGGGCAGGUUUACAUGGACGGUGCUAACAUGAAUGCACAGGUUGGAUUAACCAGCCCGGGUUAUAUCGGAGCAGAUGUGUGCCAUCUGAAUCUCCACAAAACAUUCUGCAUCCCGCACGGCGGAGGUGGUCCAGGCAUGGGGCCGAUUGGUGUGAAGAAACACUUAGCACCAUUUUUGCCGUCACAUCCUGUGGUGCCAACCGGCGGGAUACCAGCUCCUGAGAAGGCUCAGCCUUUAGGUCCCAUGGCUGCAGCACCAUGGGGAUCUGCUCUUAUUUUGCCGAUUUCAUACACAUACAUAGCAAUGAUGGGUUCCCAGGGGUUAACUGAUGCAUCAAAAAUAGCAAUUCUCAAUGCAAACUACAUGGCCAAGCGUCUAGAGAACCAUUAUCCUAUUCUUUUCCGAGGUGUUAAUGGAACUGUUGCCCAUGAGUUCAUCGUCGAUCUAAGAGGAUUUAAGAAUACUGCUGGCAUAGAAGCUGAAGAUGUCGCAAAGCGUCUUAUGGACUAUGGAUUCCACGGUCCGACAAUGUCUUGGCCGGUCCCUGGCACUCUAAUGAUUGAGCCAACAGAAAGUGAAAGCAAAGCCGAACUGGACAGGUUCUGUGAUGCUCUCAUAUCUAUCAGAGAAGAAAUCGCCGAGAUUGAGAACGGUAAAGCCGAUAUCAACAAUAAUGUCUUGAAGGGUGCACCUCAUCCGGCAUCUCUCUUGAUGGCUGACCAAUGGACAAAACCGUACUCGAGGGAGUAUGCUGCAUUCCCUGCAGCAUGGCUCAGAGGCUUCAAGUUCUGGCCAACCACUGGCCGUGUGGACAAUGUGUAUGGUGAUCGAAAUCUUAUUUGCACCCUUCUCCCGGUUUCUCAAAUGGCCGAAGAACAAGCAGCUGCAACUGCAUGAUAGUCAAAAAGACAUCGAUGAUCGAUCAUCCUGGGUUUCUAUGGAACAAGAAACCAAGCCUUACUCAGUCUUGAUUUGGAAACUGUAUAUAUAUAAACUUCAGCUUCAAAUGGUCUCUUCAGCUCCUCUUGCUCUUCUGUGAAACUUGUUGCUUCUGGCAACCAAUUCCAUAUUUAUCUUUACAUUCUGAUUAUUAAUCAAUUCCUCAAAGUUAAAAA
This is a messenger RNA of Dioscorea cayenensis subsp. rotundata (Guinea yam), 3695 nucleotides long. Its product is annotated as glycine dehydrogenase (decarboxylating), mitochondrial. The coding region runs from base 364 to 3477 and encodes 1037 amino acids. NCBI's taxonomy places the organism in Eukaryota, Viridiplantae, Streptophyta, Magnoliopsida, Dioscoreales, Dioscoreaceae. The record is from RefSeq and is a predicted model, not a curated record. The transcript has 15 exons. Gene Ontology annotation, biological process: glycine decarboxylation via glycine cleavage system. Gene Ontology annotation, molecular function: pyridoxal phosphate binding; glycine dehydrogenase (decarboxylating) activity; glycine binding. Gene Ontology annotation, cellular component: glycine cleavage complex; chloroplast envelope; mitochondrion.